AUGCAGAGCCUCCCCCACCUUGACUGUCAGUCUGUACCCUCCUGGGUCCCAGCAGCAGUAGGAGGAGGAGGAGGAGUAGGAGGAACAGGAGGAGGAGGAGGGGGGGGGGAGUGGAGUACAGCGGCCGUGUCCUCCUCGUUGGGCUGCUGCCGCCGGCGUCUGUUAGGCAGCACUGGGCGCUACGUCCUCCAGCACACACCACACGGCUCACCAGAGGAGACAGAGGCUCUUUGGGAGCCCGGACUAGGACCAGGACAGGGACACACAGUCAGACACACGGCAGCAGCCAUGGAAGUGGAGGAAGGGAGCCGCGGUCCGGGAGGAGGGAUAGGGCCAGGAGAUGUAACGGUCCACAAGACCAAGAGAGGGGAGCGGAAGAGGCAGGAGCUACUGGCCUUAGCCCUGGGGGUCAAGUUGGGGAGCAGGGGAACGUUACUCUGGAAGCCUCUAAAACUGUUGGCUUCCUGUCCGCAGAUCACCACGUCUCCUCUGGUACGGCACAGCACCCUGAAAGACUGCCCCUCCGAGAAGCAGAGCUCCUACGACAAGGUCCACAACUUCAAGGUGAGCCGGUUUGUUUGAUUUAACCUUUUUAAAGGAGGAUGUGGUGAGGUACUGGGAAGGAGGGAGGGAGGGGGCGAGAGUUGACUGCAUUAGGACCUGUAGGAGGGCUGCCUCUCUGUAGAUUCUCUGUUCAAAGCUCUGUUUGAAGCUCUUUUACCUCAGGAAAUGAUUCUGCUCCUACAGGCAGCGCUGCUUGUCCAUGCAGGGUCUGUGAGAUAAGUUCUGUCAGGUUGAUCUGAAACUUAAAAGCAAUGUCCCUCAAAGUGACAAAGUAACCGACUCUUUGUAUUUGCCUAGUGAGCUGCCUGCUUGUCGCUAGACUGGCUACCGUUAGAUACCGUUAUAACACCGAGAGACUGAUGAUAUUAUUCAUAAUCAUGUGCUUUCAUGAUGAAAGAUGUCUUGUGGGCACGUCCAGCUGUCAGCCAUAUGUCUAAAUCUAUCGACUGAGCUAAAUGGAUAUGGCGUAUGUUUUAACCCAUUGACGGCUGUGAACAUUGUCUGAUUUUUGAGCACUUUAACCUCUUUGUUUCAUAAUAAUAUGCCAUUUAGCAGACGCUUUUAUCCAAAGCGACUUACAGUCAUGUGUGCAUACAUUUUUACGUAUGGGUGGUCCCGGGGAUCGAACCCACUACCCUGGCGUUACAAGCGCCAUGCUCUACCAAUUGAGCUACAGAGGACCACAUGCUCAUGCUGUUGAUUUUCUAAAACAGAAAUACAGUUGUAACAUUUUGAAUACAAUCAAUGAUUCUGCUCUUGAGAGAGAGAGAGAGAGAGAACACAACAGUAGGACAGGUGACCUAACCUGCCCUGGGUCUUACUCACCUACAGAAAUACAAUGAAUGAAAGUAUUCACAGAUCUUGUCUGUUUGCGGAUAUGUGUGUGUGAUUUUAGAGAGUUACAAUGUUUGUUUAGUGAGAGCGAGAAGGUGUGUGUGUGAUUUUAGAGAGUUACAAUGUUUGUUUAGUGAGAGCGAGAAGGUGUGGUGUCUCUUCCAGACUCUAAUCUAUUGCUGUGAUGUCUCACCCUUCCAUAGGUUCAUACGUUCCGAGGGCCUCACUGGUGCGAGUAUUGUGCCAACUUCAUGUGGGGUCUCAUAGCCCAAGGGGUCCGUUGCUCAGGUAACCUGCUCUUCCAUUCAUAUAUCCCAACACUGCUCACUGCUCACCUAGCUACCAUCAGCUGGGAGUGUAAUCAAACACUAACCUGGGAGUGUAAUCAAACACUGACCUGGGAGUGUAAUCAAACACUGACCUUUCAUGGGUACUUCAUCACAUUAGGGCACCGUCCCAAAUGUCACCCUAUUCCCUAUGUAGUCCACGUGUGUAGGGCUCAUAGGGCUCUGAUCAAAAGUUAUGCACUAUAUAGUGAAUAGGAUGCCAUUUGGGAUGAAAGCCUAAAGAAAAAUAAAUAAAUAACUCCAAUCCCUGAUCAGAACUAGGUGUCCUGUUAACAUCCCUCUGGGCAGAAAUGUAUUAAGUCAACAUUUUCAACAAAUCAUCCAUGUAACCAGGUUCCGUCUCAUUUUAUCCCAAAUCAACGAUACGAUUUCCAAGUUUGAUUUAUUUCAAGAAUUCACGUUUGCUGACAACUCGAUCAAAAAUCAAUCAAAUUGGACAACUGAUUGGACGUCUUUGUCCGGUUGGGUUGCAUGUCAUAUGACUAAUUGUAACACAUGAGAUGUCAAACUUGAAAUGCUUAACAAUUAAUUUAUUUUUAAACACUAUGACAAUAAAAAGGGUAUUACAAUAUUACGUCCAAGCCUGGAUCAUGUCAUGGAAUGUAUAGUCUAGUAAAUUUGGUCAGUUCCAUGUAAAUAACUGGUUGGAGGCGGCCUGUGAAAUGUGGUAAUUUAGCAUUCCUCAGUGACACCUGGGACAAACCAGUUCCCUCUGCAACUAUGGCUGUCAACUAUUUAUAAACAAGACAGACGCACACAGAGAGCUCAAAAGGUACGUCAACGGGACACACCCAGUCAAGCAAAGACAUCCAAACACUGUAUCCACAAAACUGCAACUGCAACCAGGCUGUCUGGCCGUGCUGUCUGGCCGUGCUGUCUGGCCGUGCUGUCUGGCCGUGCUGUCUGGCCGUGCUGUCUGGCCGUGCUGUCAUGCUUUCUUGAUCUCUUUGUAAUGGAGAUCCUUUUAAUGACUGGUUUUAAUCCCUGUUUCAGUGCUUCAGUACAUGGGAAAAUAUCUCAAUACUGUAUCAUUCCAAUCCUGAAGUUAAAUUGAGUGAAAAGGGACACAUUAACAGUAGCUGUCCUUGGAGCUUCCUGCGAGAUAAAAGGAUGUAAUAUUUAGGGUUGCAAAGAUUCCGCUAAAUUACCUAAAUUACCGGAAUCUUUGGUAAUUUAGGUAAUUAUCAUUAACUUUGGUAAUUUACACUUGAACAUUUAAAAAAAAUAUAUAUAUAUUAUAUAAAUGUUUUAUAUCUCUGUCCAUUAGUUUCUAGUGGAUAGACCAUAUCGUUGAAGAGAAAAUAGCCUAAUUUAAUGCUAAAAGCAUCUAAUCAACAAUGGCAUUAUUUUCAGUUAACCUCUGCAACUCUUCCAACUAUUGACUCUGCAACUCAUCCAACUAUUUAAUGGUACCAAUGGUAUUCACUAAGUUGCUGGUUUAUAUUUAGGAUAAUGUUUUACAGCGUUGUCAUUGUAUUUUUUCACUUUCAAAUCCUCUUAUUUGAUUAUUUUAUAUGUUUUACAUGUAAUAAGUCCACACAGAGGGCCAGAGAUAAUUACAGAUACCUGUGAUAAUCUGAAGUACCCAAAAAGGGCCACUAGAUGUCUUGUGAUAAAAUAAAAACUUGAAAGUUACCAAACUUCUGGUAGUGUACUGGUAAACGUAGAAAGUUUCCAGUAAUUUAACCGCCCUUUGCAACCCUAGUAAUAUUGAUCAAGAGCCCACUCCACCUAAUGAUUCCACUGAUAAUUUCUGUGCUAAUCAAUAAUGUUGUAUCCUAAUGAACUUGUUGAAAUGUUUGUUGGCUGAAUAACCGAUCAGACUGGUCCAGUGAAUUAUAGGGUUCAUACACACAAUAAAAAUACAUUACAGACAUUUACAAUUUAGCAAGACUGUAGCACAAUUGACGAUAGUAGACAUUACAAACAUUUAACAAGUAGACAAGUAGAUUUGGAAAGUCCCUAAACACUCUGCGAUAGACACAGGGUUCUAUUAUUGCCUGGACACAAUCCUGACAUGGAUGUGUUUAACGGAGGACUAACUCUGCUGUUUUCGCUGUAGACAGAUGGUUUGUUGUUCAGUUAUUAGCCAUGCUUAUAAGCCCCAGGCAAACACUGGUGUCAUCAGACAGCCCUGUGCCCUAUGGUAAUCAGGAGAGAUUUAUUUAGUACUUCCAGUUCUCUCUGAAGCAGUCCUUCUCUAACACACAGAGAUACACAACUGAUGAUUGUCUUUCUAUCCUCAUUGUUUCUCUCUCCUCCCUCUCUCUCUCUCUCUCUCUCUCUCUGUUCUCUCUCUCUUUCUCUCUGUUCUCUCUCUCUUCCUUCUUAUCUGGCAUGUUUAGCUUGUCCUCUUCCUCCCUCUCCCCAUCUCCCUCUGUCUCUCUCUCUCCAUCUUUAUCUGUUUCUGUCUGUCAGUCUCCCUUUGUCUCUCUCUCUCUCCAUCUUUAUCUGUUUCUGUCUGUCAGUCUCCCUUUGUCUCUCUCUCUCUUCAAUCUCUCUGUGUCUCAGCGUCUGAGAAUAAGGAACCCCGGUCAGCAGAGCAGUAAUAAUGCUGGGUACUUGUUGGUAGUAAAAACGCCACUACCAGUGAUGAAUGAUUCAGCUGGAUGUUCUUAUUGAGUCAGGGAGACUCCCAAGGACAGUAAAGGCAGGCAGAGCAACUUCAACCUAGGCUACAUUCCUGUGGCAUCUCCCAGAGAGGCAGCUUGUUCUAUCUUUCUCACGGUGUGUGUGUGUGCGUGUGCAGGCCAGUGAUGCCGCACAAAGAGGCAUUCCCUUCCACCACAAUGUGUUCCGCUCUCUUGCCACCAGCUGUCCAAGACCCUCUGCGUGACUAGAACCACAACACUGACCAACAGCCAAGACAAGACACCCCCCUGGGGACAGAUAGACUGUGACGUGGCCCACCAUGGCAUAUUGAAACAGCCUGGUCUUACCCUAGCUGGCUGAGCUGGCUGGGCUUUCUCUCUGAGAUUGGGGUUGAUCACUGUACUAAUUGUUACCUCUAACCACUCUGUAUUGUGUUACAGUCUUACAUGUUGUUUUAGAAGAAGUCGACCAUAAUCAUAUAAGAUUAGAAGAUUUGAAUAAAUCCUUUCCGUAUGGGUGAGUAUUUUAACACUGACUGACUACCUCUCUGACCUGUGGUUUCCAGACUGUGGGCUGAAUGUACACAAGCAGUGCUCCAAGCUGGUGCCCAGCGACUGCCAGCCAGACCUGCGCAGGAUUAAGAAGGUGUUCAGCUGUGACCUCACUACCCUGGUCAAGGCCCACAACACCACACGGCCCAUGGUGGUGGACAUGUGUAUCAAGGAGAUAGAACUACGAGGUACAGAUCCGUUUACCAGCCAUUCAGGUUCAUUCAGUUUAGAAUGUUUCUGGGACAUUUAAGCCGGGUUCACCCUGCAUGUUGUUAGCCAAGGGCUAAGCUGAAAGAAUAUUCAACUUCAAGGUGAAAAUGGAUGUCUGUGAUUGGUCCUGAAAAAAAAAAUAGAUUUGUAGAGAGUACAGGAAGUAGAGUUAACCGACUCUCUGUGUUACUGCUUGCAGGUCUGCAGUCUGAGGGCCUCUACAGAGUGUCUGGCUUCUCAGAACACAUUGAGGAUGUGAGGCUCUCCUUUGACCGAGGUUUGUGUUAAAUUCAUUUCCUUUGCCUCUGGGCUAAGGUCUGGUUUAAGGUUAUAUGAGACAUGAAAGUCCAUAGGUUCAAAUGAAAAGCACAGGAGAGCCGUAUCAGACCGCAGGAUGUCGUUAUGUGCGGUGUAAAGGGCAUAUAUAUGUUGCAUUGUGGGAAUUGUAGUGAAUAUACUGCAGUCUGGUCGGUACAUAACGUGUCCUGUGUGUCAUCUCUGCAGAUGGCGAGAAGGCAGACAUCAGUGCCAAUGUGUACAAUGACAUCAACAUCAUCGCUGGAGCUCUGAAGCUCUAUCUGAGAGACCUGCCCAUUCCAGUCAUCACAUUCCACGUGUACUCCAGAUUCAUACAAGCUGCAAGUACGUACUCCCAUACUUAUUCCCACAAUUAGCUCAAUGCACCCUGGGUCUCCAGCGCAAUGACUGAUAGCGCACUGAGCGAAAGGCUAGGCAAUAGCUUGGGGAGCUAACGAAAAUCUUCAGGUCUUAGGCGCGGUUAUUUAUCAGGUGAAUGUAACUAAUAGUAAGUAACACUUCCUCUGGUAGAAAUUCCCAACCCAGACACCAGACUGGAGGCCAUCCACGAGGGGCUGCUGCAGCUCCCGCCAGCCCACUACGAGACCCUACGCUACCUGAUGAUGCAUCUCAAGAAGUGAGGAUACACACACACACACACACACACACACACACACACACACUUAAUCUGCUCUUCAUGGGGUUGAAUCAGUGAUGUAGUCUUAUAAAUAUACAGUUGAAGUCGGAAGUUUACAUACACUUAGGUUGGAGUCAUUAAAACUUGUUUUUCAACCACUGCACAAAUUUCUUGUUAACAGACUAGUUUUGGCAAGUCGGUUAGGACAUCUACUUUGUGCAUGAAACAAGUCAUUUUUCCAACAAUUGUUUACAGACAGAUUAUUUCACUUAAAAUUCACUAUCACAAUUCCAGUGGGUCAGAAGUUUACAUACACUAAGUUGACUGUUCCUUUAAACAGCUUGGAAAAUUCCAGAAAAUGAUGUCAUGGCUUUAGAAGCUUCUGAUAGGCUAAUUUACAUAAUUUUAGUCAAUUGGAGGUGUACCUGUGGAUGUAUUUCAAGGCCUACCUUCAAACUCAGUGCCUCUUUGCUUGACAUCAUGGGAAAAUCAAAAGAAAUCAGCCAAGACCUCAGGCAAUUGUAGACUCCACAAGUCUGGUUCAUCCUUUGGAGCAAUUUCCAAAUGCCUGAAGGUACCACGUUUAUCUGUACAAACAACAGUACGCAAGUAUAAACACCAUGGGACCACACAGCCGUCAUACCGCUCAGGAAGGAGACGCGUUCUGUCUCCUAGAGAGGAACGUACUUUGGUGUGAAAAGUGCAAAUCAAUCCCAGAACAACAGCAAAGGACCUUGUGAAGAUGCUGGAGGAAACAGGUACAAAAGUAUCUAUAUCCACAGUAAAACGAGUCCUAUAUAGACAUAACCUGAAAGGCCACUCAGCAAGGAAGAAGCCACUGCUCCAAAACCGCCAUAAAAUAGCCAGACUACGGUUUGCAACUGCACAUGGGGACAAAGAUCGUACUUUUUGGAGAAAUGUCCUCUGGUCUGAUGAAACAAAAAUAGAACUGUUUGGCCAUAAUGACCAUUGUUAUGUUUGGAGGUAAACGGGGGAUGCUUGCAAGCCGAAGAACACCAUCCCAACCGUGAAGCACAGGGGUGGCAGCAUCAUGCUGUGGGUUGCUUUGCUGCAGGAGGGACUGGUGCACUUCACAAAAUAGAUGGCAUCAUGAGGAAGGAAAAUUAUGUGGAUAUAUUGAAGCAACAUCUUAAGACCUCAGUCAGGAAGUUAAAGCUUGGUCGCAAAUGGGUCUUCCAAAUGGACAAUGACCCCAAGCAUACUUCCAAAGUUGUGGCAAAAUGACUUAAGGACAACAAUGUCAAGGUAUUGGAGUGGCCAUCACAAAGCCCUGACCUCAAUCCAAUAGAAAAUGUGUGGGCAGAACUGAAAAAGCGUGUGCGAGCAAGGAGGCCUACAAACCUGACUCAGUUACACCAGCUCUGUCAGGAGGAAUGGGCCAAAAUUCACCCAACUAAUUGUGGGAAGCUUGUCGAAGGCUACCCGAAACGUUUGACCCAAGUUAAACAAUUUAAAGGCAAUGCUACCAAAUACUAAUUGAGUGUAUGUAAACUUCUGACCCACUGGGAAUGUGAUGAAAGAAAUAAAAGCUGAAAUAAAUCAUUCUCUCUACUAUUAUUCUGACAUUUUCACAUUCAUCCAAACUGACCUAAGACAGGGAAUUUCUACUAGGAUUAAAUGUCAGGAAUUGUGAAAAACUGAGUUUAAAUGUAUUUGGCGAAGGUGUACGGAAACUUCCGUCUUCAGCUGUACAUGUAAUGUUGUUGUUUCUCACCUUUCUGAACGAUGUAAUAAUGAUCUUUCUCUCAGGGUCACCAUGUUUGAAAAAUACAAUUUCAUGAAUUCUGAGAACCUGGGGAUUGUGUUUGGUCCGACGUUAAUGCAGCCACCUGAACAGAACGCCCUGGCCACUCUGAACGACAUGAGGCAUCAGAAACUCAUCAUACAGCUCCUGAUAGAACAUGAAGACGUCUUGUUUUGAAGGACUGGAGCCCUGUCUGUUGCUGGGAAGGAAUAUUACUUUUUAUUUAUUCCCAUACCAGAGGAAUCUCAAGCCAUCAUAUGUCUGUCAUCAUAUGAAGUGUAAAAAUUCCAAAAUGUUUCUUCUCUCCUAUAAGCAUGACUGUUUCAGUUGUAGUUGAGUCUGUGGUACGUCAGUUAGACAUCAUGUCUUGUUACAUUAAGGUCAAAGGCCAUAUUCUCCUUAAGAGGAACAAGGUAUUGGAUACAUCCCAAAUGGCACCCUAUU
Messenger RNA from Coregonus sp. 'balchen', 8241 nucleotides. The record is from the annotation of a GenBank genome assembly. Lineage: Eukaryota; Metazoa; Chordata; Actinopteri; Salmoniformes; Salmonidae.